AUGUCAAGUACUCGCGCCACAAGUCGUACCGGUCCAAUCGAUUGGGUUGGAGAAUUGCCAUCCGACGAGAGAUAUAAUGAUCCAGAUGCGGAUUUCAUCCUUGUCUCCAGUGAUGAUGUAGGAUUCAGAGUGAAAAGGGGAUUUCUUCAGGCAUACAGUCGAACAUGGGAAGCUACACUCAAUUCGGACAUUCAUCCUGAAGCUCAUCUUAAUCUGAUCGACGAAGAUAUUGAGAACUCCCAUGUCAUUCGAUUAUUCCUAGACCUUCAGAUAGGUCAUGAGAUCAAAUUGACUCGAGGUGAUUUGGGAAUAAUGAGAAGCUGUGUUGAUUUUGGUAUCAAAUAUAAUUGUCCUUCUUUGAACGCUUUACUUUCUUCUCAAGGUAGGAAGAUGCUUCAACAACCUGAUGUUGGACCUGGAAAGAUAUUCAUCUUGGCUGCACAUCUGAAUGAUGCUAGAUUAGCCGCGGAUGCAAUUAGGAAUUCUGGAAAUUUGGUUUGCAGUGAACCACCUACUCCAAGAAAUGGUAGAUCACGAUCUGACAUCCCCUCAAGGGUAGUUGUUAAUCGACCUUUGAACGAAGUCAUGUUCAUGCCUAUUCCCCUUUGGUGGACUACCGACCAGAUCGAAGAGAACUUGAACCAUAGGAAUAGAAGAGAAGUGAGAGGAAGAGGUGCAAUGGAGAUUGCAAGUUGGCCAUGGGCUGAAGUCUUUAGAUUACCAUUGGAAUACGUUUUUGCCUUGAGUAGAACGGCAAUGCUACACAAUCUACAACCAGGUCAGAGAAGCUACGAACAUGCCGCAAGAUGCUUUUUGGAUAUCAUAGAAGGCUAG
Messenger RNA from Kwoniella shivajii, 834 nucleotides. RefSeq lists its product as uncharacterized. Bases 1 to 834 code for a protein of 277 amino acids. The record is from RefSeq and is a predicted model, not a curated record. Gene Ontology annotation, molecular function: protein binding. Lineage: Eukaryota; Fungi; Basidiomycota; Tremellomycetes; Tremellales; Cryptococcaceae. The transcript is spliced from 2 exons.